Myotis lucifugus (little brown bat) is the source of this 1535-nucleotide messenger RNA. RefSeq names its product guanylate-binding protein 4-like. Gene Ontology annotation, molecular function: GTP binding; GTPase activity. The transcript has 9 exons. Bases 51 to 1535 code for a protein of 494 amino acids. The record is from RefSeq and is a predicted model, not a curated record. Lineage: Eukaryota; Metazoa; Chordata; Mammalia; Chiroptera; Vespertilionidae. Gene Ontology annotation, biological process: defense response to protozoan; defense response to Gram-positive bacterium.
ACUCAAAAAAUGACUCAUGGAUCUUUGCCCUGGCCGUGCUUCUGAGCAGCAUGUUUGUCUACAACAGCAUGAACCACAUCAACCACCAGGCCCUGGAGCAGCUACACUAUGUGACUGAACUAACAAAGCUAAUCAGAGCAAAAUCUUCUCCCAGCUCUGGUGAAGCAGGUGACUCAGCCGAGUUUGUGAGUUUCUUUCCAGACUUUGUUUGGGUUGUACGGGAUUUCAUGCUGGAGCUGAAGUUAGAUGGUCGCACCAUCACUGAAGAUGAGUACCUGGAGCAUGCCUUGGAGUUGGUUUCAGGCGAGAAUCCCAAAAUCCAGCAUUCCAACAUGCCUAGAAAGUAUAUCAGGAAGUUCUUUCCCAAGCGAAAGUGCUUUAUUUUUGAACGUCCUACAAAUGACAAAAACUUGUUACAACAUAUGGAGGGGGUGUCAGAAAACCAACUGGAGUGCAGUUUCCAGGUUCAAUCCAAAAAUUUCUGUAACUAUAUCUUCACAACUGCAAAAACCAAGACUCUCAGAGAAGGAAUCAUUGUCACUGGAAAUCGGCUGGGGACAUUGGCAAAGGCCUAUGUGGAUGCCAUCAACAGUGGAGCAGUGCCUUGUUUGGAAAAUGCAGUGAUAACUCUGGCUCAGCGUGAGAAUUCAGCAGCCAUGCAGAAGGCAGCCGACCACUACAGCCAGCAGAUGGCCCAGAGAGUGAGCUUCCCCACAGACACUCUGCAGGAGCUGCUGGACCUGCACGCAACCUGUGAGAAGAAAGCCAUUGCAAUCUUCUUGAAGCAUUCCUUCAAAGAUAACAACCAGGUGUUCCAAAAGAAGCUUCAGGACAUCAUAAAGAAAAAGAAGAAAAAAUUCUUGCUGAAGAAUGAAGAGGAAUCUCUCAAAUAUUGCCAGGCUCAGCUUACACAGCUUUCAGAGCGGCUGAUGGAAGGCAUUUCGAAAGGAACUUUCUCUGUACCUGGAGGAUACAUUCUUUACUCAGAGGAAAUGAAUAAGAUUGAAAGGUCCUAUGAAUUGGUGCCCAGGAAAGGAGUGAAGGCAAUGGAGGUCCUCCAGAACUUCAAGCAGUCACAGGCUGCAACAAAGGAAUCCAUCAUGCAGAUUGAUAAGGCCCUCACUGCUGGUGGGAAGGCUCUAGAAGCUGAACAAGCCAAGACCGAGGAAUUGGAACGAAAACAGGAGUUGCUAACACAGACACUGAAUGAAACACAGCAAAAAAUGGAGGCUCUAGAGAGAAGCUACCAGGAAAACAUUGCCCAGAUGAAUGAGAAGAUGAAAGAGCAGAAAAACAAACUGAAAGAGCAGGAAAAAAUUCUGCAGCACAUGCUGAUGGUAGGUCGGGAAUCUAUAAGACAAAUGUUGGAGGAAAUGCAAAAGAAAAAUGAGCAGAUGAUGGAAGAGGAAAAAGAGAUUCAUGAGGAAAAUUUACAGUGUCUCCAGGAGAAAUACAAGGAAGAGAUCAAGAAACUUCAAGAUGAAGUAAAGGUUUUGGAGGAGAAAAUGAAAGAAACAAAAUGUACCAUAUCCUAA